This is a messenger RNA of Camelina sativa (false flax), 2838 nucleotides long. RefSeq names its product 5-methyltetrahydropteroyltriglutamate--homocysteine methyltransferase 3, chloroplastic. The record is from RefSeq and is a predicted model, not a curated record. NCBI's taxonomy places the organism in Eukaryota, Viridiplantae, Streptophyta, Magnoliopsida, Brassicales, Brassicaceae. Gene Ontology annotation, molecular function: zinc ion binding; 5-methyltetrahydropteroyltriglutamate-homocysteine S-methyltransferase activity.
UCCUCUUUCCCCGGAUAUACAGCGAAGAGAAAUAGGAGCUGAGUUUGAAACUCAAAAAGCUAUAAAAAUGGGUCAGCUCGCUCUUCAGAGACUCCCGCCGUUAGCUUCGCUUCCUAGACGCCCUCCUUCUCUUCCCCCACCGUCUUCUGCUCCUCCGUCUCUCCCUUCCGCUACCUCUCGCCGCCCUCGAUUCUACGUCGCCAGAGCAAUGUCAUCUCACAUUGUUGGUUAUCCCCGAAUUGGGCCGAAGAGAGAGCUUAAGUUUGCAUUGGAAUCUUUCUGGGAUGGGAAAACCAGUGUUGAUGAUUUGCAAAACGUUGCUGCCAACCUGAGAAAAUCCAUUUGGAGACAUAUGGCUGAUGCAGGAAUCAAAUAUAUUCCCAGCAACACUUUUUCAUAUUAUGAUCAGAUGUUGGAUACCACAGCGAUGCUUGGUGCUGUUCCCUCUAGAUAUGGUUGGGAAGGUGGUGAGAUUGGGUUUGAUGUUUACUUCUCCAUGGCUCGGGGAAAUGCUUCUGCUCCUGCUAUGGAAAUGACCAAGUGGUUUGAUACCAACUACCAUUACAUUGUUCCUGAGUUGGGUCCUGAUGUUGAAUUCUCCUAUGCAUCUCACAAGGCUGUGGUUGAAUUUAAGGAGGCUAAAGCACUUGGCAUAGACACAGUUCCCGUGCUCAUUGGUCCCAUGACCUACUUACUCCUGUCAAAACCAGCAAAGGGUGUCGAAAAAUCAUUCUGUCUUCUUUCUCUGAUUGACAAGAUCCUUCCUGUCUACAAAGAAGUUUUGGCUGAUCUCAAAUCUGCUGGUGCUCGAUGGAUUCAGUUCGAUGAGCCUAUACUUGUGAUGGAUCUUGAUACCAGCCAAUUGCAGGCAUUUUGCGAUGCGUACUCUCACAUGGAGUCAUCUUUGGCGGGCUUGAAUGUUCUUAUUGCCACAUACUUUGCAGAUGUUCCUGCUGAAGCAUACAAGGCCUUGAUGUCUUUGAAAUGUGUAACUGGGUUUGGAUUUGAUCUCGUUCGUGGAUUGGAAACUCUUGAUUUGAUCAAAGAAAACUUUCCUCCUGGAAAACUACUAUUUGCUGGAGUUGUUGAUGGACGGAACAUAUGGGCGAAUGAUCUUUCUGCGUCACUCAAGACACUACAGACUCUUGAAGAUAUCGUUGGGAAAGAAAAAGUCGUGGUUUCUACUUCUUGCUCUCUACUCCAUACAGCUGUGGACUUGGCGAAUGAAAUUAAACUUGAUAAAGAACUAAAAUCGUGGCUUGCAUUUGCUGCACAAAAGGUCGUUGAAGUGAAUGCACUUGCCAAAUCAUUCUCUGGGGCUAAGGAUGAGGCAUUGUUUUCUUCUAACUCCAUGCGUCAAGCUUCUAGAAGAUCAUCUCCAAGGGUGACAAAUCCAUCUGUACAGCAGGAUGUUGCUGCACUAAAGAAAUCUGAUCACCGCCGUUCUACAAAAGUAAGUGCUAGGCUACAAGCUCAGCAGAAGAAGUUAAACCUUCCUGCUCUUCCAACAACUACAAUCGGAUCUUUUCCUCAGACCACGGAUCUCAGACGGAUACGCAGAGAAUUCAAGGCCAAAAAGAUAUCAGAAAUUGACUAUGUCCAGACUAUCAAAGAGGAAUAUGAAAAGGUUGUCAAGCUUCAGGAAGAUCUUGGGAUUGAUGUAUUGGUGCAUGGGGAGGCAGAGAGAAACGAUAUGGUGGAGUAUUUUAGUGAGCAACUGUCUGGCUUUGCUUUCACUUCAAAUGGGUGGGUCCAAUCAUAUGGGUCCCGCUGUGUUAAGCCACCUAUCAUCUAUGGUGAUGUCACCCGGCCAAAGGCAAUGACUGUUUUCUGGUCGUCAAUGGCACAGAAAAUGACCCAACGUCCUAUGAAAGGGAUGCUCACUGGCCCUGUUACAAUUCUCAAUUGGUCCUUUGUUAGAAAUGACCAACCAAGGAAUGAGACGUGUUUCCAAAUUGCACUUGCCAUCAAAGAUGAGGUUGAGGACCUUGAGAAGGCCGGUGUCACUGUUAUCCAAAUUGAUGAAGCUGCAUUAAGAGAGGGAUUGCCUCUCAGAAAUUCUGAGCAAAAGUUUUACCUUGACUGGGCCGUCCACGCAUUCAGAAUCACAAACUGCGGUGUACAAGACACUACUCAGAUCCACACCCACAUGUGCUACUCAAAUUUCAACGACAUUAUCCACUCAAUCAUUGAUAUGGAUGCUGAUGUGAUCACUGUUGAGAACUCGCGGUCAGAUGAGAAGCUCUUAUCAGUCUUCCAUGAAGGGGUGAAGUACAGUGCUGGAAUCGGUCCAGGGGUUUAUGACAUUCACUCUCCUCGUAUCCCAUCCGCUGAAGAAAUAGCCGAGCGUAUCAAAAAGAUGCUUGCUGUUCUGGACAGCAAAGUCCUUUGGGUGAACCCUGACUGUGGCCUAAAGACGCGGAAUUACACUGAAGUUAAAGCCGCACUUAGCAACAUGGUUGCCGCUGCUAAGCUAAUCCGCUCUGAGCUAAAUAAUUCAUAGACCUUCCUCAAGUAAGUUUGUUUCAUAAAGUUUGCUUAGGUUAUACAUAGAAUUUCUCUAUGGGUGCCUGGAAUGGACUUAGUAUAAUGCAUGCCAUCAAAUCUCAUCAAUUUUCAACUUUCAUCUUAUUCUGCACUUGUAGAUUUUUUAUUUCUAAAUCAUUUAGCAAUUCUCGUUGAGUACUUUUCUGAUUGUUUUCCACAAUUCUAGUAAAAAUGUCUGGCACCGGUAUUCAUUAUACUAAGGGUAAUUAAAAUCUGUUAAAUGAGUUUUUCUCAUUUCUCGUCACACAUUUGUACAGAUAUAUAGAGUGGAAUAGGCAAUUAUUAUUUAUC